Messenger RNA from Acanthamoeba castellanii str. Neff, 864 nucleotides. RefSeq lists its product as uncharacterized. The record is from RefSeq and is a predicted model, not a curated record. Lineage: Eukaryota; Discosea; Longamoebia; Acanthamoebidae. The transcript is spliced from 5 exons. Bases 1 to 864 code for a protein of 287 amino acids.
AUGAAGCGCGCCAUCGUGGCAUCGGCACGGUCGGGCGUCCCGACAUCUGCCCUUCGCGUGAGAUCUCGAAUCCAAUGGAAUCGCAUUGAUUUGGUUCAGAUGCGGAACGGAUGGAGGACGCACAACUGCAGCCGAAGGCCCUACAGCACGAACCCGGCCCCGGCUGAAGCCAGCCCUUCUUCGACAUCUACGGCAUCGACGCUGCCCCCGCCUCUGCCUCCUCGUCGACCCCGAGUCGAGCUCAAGCGAACUGAUGAGACCGUUGAGAUCGUGUUCAGGAAGAAGACGUUCUACAUGAUUGUGACCAGCGUGGCCGCCUUCGCCUUCCUCUACUCGACCGACUUCACCGCCUGGCUCUACCACGCGCUCCAUAAAGACGAACUCGAAGCACACUGGGCCGGCAGACUGUACGACGAAUCGUACCAGCUGCUCCUGAAGCGAUCCAAGCGGCGACUGCUCGAGGAGCGCAACUUCCUCGCCGCCAGCGAGGACAGGGACGCCCUUUCCCGCACCGACCUCAGGGUGGUGAAGGUCGAGCCGAAGCACUCGUUCCUCACCUGGCGCUACAGCAUCGCUAAGGACGGUUCGGUGAACCACACCUUCAAGUUGUGGAAGUUCGACGUGCAGAUUGACAUCGACUACGCGCUCAAGGUGCGCACGGCACACGUGGGCAACAUGCGCGCUCGUGGCCUGCUGGGCAUCGAGGACAUGCACCUCCUCGCCGCCGAGGUGGUCCCCCGUGCGGCGCAGCCGCCGCCCAUUCUGCUGACCAAGCGGGAGAAGCCGCUCAGCUUCGACCUCGGCGUGACCGCCUACCCGCCGCACCUCAGCCUCCCCGACAAGUGGGGCGUCGCCAAGCAGUGA